This is a messenger RNA of Aspergillus niger, 1440 nucleotides long. RefSeq lists its product as uncharacterized. The transcript has a single exon. NCBI's taxonomy places the organism in Eukaryota, Fungi, Ascomycota, Eurotiomycetes, Eurotiales, Aspergillaceae. The record is from RefSeq and is a predicted model, not a curated record. The coding region runs from base 1 to 1440 and encodes 479 amino acids.
AUGUCGCAAGAUCCUGAUUCUCAACUCUCGCAAGGCCCCCUUGCCCCUCCUGCAGAGAUCACCGGCCCCGCAACGCCCAUGCAACGUGCAAGUCUGUCUGCAUCACCAGACCUGAGUGUAGGUGCUGGAAUCCCGGUAUCACAUUCUGACCAGAGUAAAUCUGUAUCACCCUCGCUACCUUCAUCUGAUAUGACGCCGCCGCCAUCAUCACAAAUUCCCGGGGCCCCGCGCCAACGGUCAAGAUCUACUUCAAGCUCCUUGCUAGCUUCUCCUCCCGAUAUCCAAAAGACCCUCUGUGUUGCCUAUGGCGCCUCAGAAAACCUCCCCACUGCCGAUGAUAUUGAUACCGCCGAUGAGUCAAAGCUCCGGGCGAUGGCUAAAGACCUGUUGAGUGUUGCCCAAGAGGCUCGCAUGUCAGCUCUGCACUUCAAGCUACAGAAUAGUUUGCUAUCGUUCACUAGUAACGAAGCUAUCAAGCGUGCCGAGGUAGAGCAUCAACUUGCUAGAAGAGAGGUCGAGAUCAUCCAGAGCUCUGAGUAUCGCAGUCGUCAUUGCCAACCUGAGGUCAAAGCAGUGCAGCAGAUUUCCAAUGUGGAAUUAGAGCUUGCCCUCAAGCGCAAUCAAGAGCUUGGAAGAGUAAAUGCCACACUCGAUCGGCGGCUGCGUCGGGCUAAAAAGCUAAUUGAGCAAGAGAAGGAGAGGUCAGACCUUCUCGAGGAGGAAAAUAAAUUGCUGAAAGAGCGUAUCAGAGACAAUCGGAAGCAUUUCUCUCAAAUGAUUGAACAUGGACCGAUGUCGCCCAGCCCCCAGAGAGAAAUACAAGCUUCUCAUAGGCGGCCUGUACCUCACUAUGUGGAGCACGAUGGCCGCCAGGUGAACGGCAGCGAUAGCCAUGACCCGUUCGCGCAACUCCUUGCUGCCGACCGUGUUCUCAAUCGAGGAUCACCGAGUGUCAUAUCCACACCACACAGGAGCCGUACUUAUAAGCAGCAUAAUGAUGGCCAGAUGCGUGGAAACCACACACUCCCCUCCGUUCCCAUGACACCGUCCCGUGCUCGGAUGGCCCCUGGAGGGAACCAAUAUAGCACACCGGGAAAGGAGUCUCAUGACAGCCACCGUGAUCGAGACAGCACGAUAUCGGCGUCCGACAUCGAGGAAGCUGAGACGGAGGAAGACAUCCCAGCGUCAGAGGCUGGUGCUCUUGCCAGUAACAUGCUUCGUUCCCACGCUUUCAGCAACCGCCGUGAGAGCCGAGGCAUAACGAAUGCACCCAAGUCCAGCACACUUCUGCAAACCAAAUUGUUCGGUCAAGUGAGGAAGUCAGGUGUUGAGCGCCCAUCAUUUGGUCUUAAACGUAAGGCGAGUUUUGAUGGUGCGACUUCGAAGAAAAUGAAAGCGGAGGAAAGGGUGGGUCUCGGCAUUGACACCUGGAAUAAUUAA